AUGGAGGGUGCAGAUGGGGAGCAAGAACCCUCACCUGCCGCUCAAGGCGUCAAUGGAGCUGCAGAGCCUGAGGAGACCAAAGCUAAGCCUUCCAGGGCGCUGAAGACUCCUCUUCAGAAGGAAGCGCUUGAAGCUGCCUACAGCAUCAACCCUCUUCCCUCAGAUGAGGUCCGCAAAGCCCUUGGCGAGAGGAUCGGCCUCACUGCGCAUCAAGUGCAGAUCUGGUUCUCCCAUCGGAGGCGCAAGGACAAGACCGCAGCCCAGGCGGCGCAAGCCAGCGCAGCAGCCGCAGUGCCCCAGGCAGCGGCAGCACCCAACCCAUCAUCAACACCCGCCGCUCUCCCCAAGCCGUCCGUGCCCCCACAUGCAUCAUCGCCGGUGCAGCAGCCUGCGCAGACACCGCUGGGCCAGCAGCUGGCAGCGGCGGAGCCAGUUGUGGCGUCCGAGGAGGAGUUACAGGAGCUUCUUUCGCUGGCGCGCGAGAGGCUGCCUCAGCCGUACAGGGAGGAGGGUCCCCCACUGGGGAUGUUCUUCGACCCUGUCCCAGCAGCGGAGGAUCCCGGCAGCCUUCCAGCGGAGAUUGCUGGAGAGAAGCGCAAGCGCGUCAUGAUUGAUGACUACGAGAUGGAGGGCGGCGAAGGAGGCGAUCUCAACGUGACUCGCAUGAUUGGAGACGGGUACGGAGGCGGCUGGCGCAAUGACAGGUGGGGCCAGGACCGGGGGCGGCAGGACGAUCGGCUCAUGCGGGAGAGGGACAAGGAGAUGGACAAGCUGACGCGGGAGCAGCGGCGGCUGGCGGACCGCGAGGAGAGGGAGCGCCGCAAGGCGGACGACCUGAAGGCCAGAGAGGACGCGCGGCUGCGGCUGAUGCAGGAGCGCGAAGCCAAGCGCAUGCGCGACGUCGUCGAGAAGGAACGCCGCGCCGCCGAGCGCAAGGAGAACGUCGAGCGUCGCAGACGGGGGGGAGGCGCCCGGCCAGCAGCCGCCAGCCGUCGCGCUUCCGGCCCUUCUGCCAGCUUGGCAGAGUUCCGCGACCUGCAGUUUGCAUUUGCUUCGCCCUUCAGCAUUUUGCUGGCCAUGAGGCACGAGGCUCAGGAGGAUGAACAGCGGAUGCACUUGCUGGAUGACAAUACAGGGGAGAAGGAAAUGCUCAAGGCGCUGGCCCAGCAAGAGAAGCAGGCGACCAGGCUCCGCCAACGGGAAGCGAACGCCGGCCCCAGAGACGACCUGGACAUUGAGUGGGAAUCCCUCUUGGCCUCGCAACGCCAGCAUCUGCCACUUCCACGGGAGGGAGAGGCGCCCCCAGAGCUGCCGCUGCCGGAGAGGCCGCCAUUUCCGCCGUCAGCGCUGCAGCUUCCAGCAGCGUUCCCUGCUGAGCUGGGGGACACACUGGGCAGCGAGCUGCUAAUGGUGUGGGCCUUCCUGCACUCCUUUGGGGAGCUGCUGGGCCUGUGGCCCGCCACCGUGGACGAGCUGCUGGCCGCUGUGGUUCUGGGCGAGCGCAGCCGCCUGCUGGGCGAGAUCCACGUGGGCCUGCUGCGCCUGCUGCAGGCCGAUAUGGAGGAGGCCCACGCAAGCGGGGCCACCCAGGGUGGUGGACCGUCCAGCGGCCUAGACCGGGCAGUGGCAAUGAGCGCUGGCUGGCUGGAGGAGGCCUGGGCCUGGGGCUUUGAUGUGGACAUCUGGAGGGCCCACCUCAACGCGCUGACCUGGCCGGAGGUGCUGCGGGAGUUUGCCAUAGCGGCUGGCCUGGGCCGCAAGCGCCCCAAGCCAAGGAAGGAAGCGCGGCCCAAGAUGGGCACGGAGGGCGAGGACGUUGUUGCCGACGAGGCCGGCAAUCUCAAGCUGCGUCUGCCACCCCGCUAUGCAGUCGGCACUGUCAAGGCGGCUGCCUGGCAGGUGUUGGCUGAGGCUGGCCCGGACGGGCUGGGCAUCACAGAGAUUGCCAAGCGCAUUCAGAAGCAGGGCCUGCGAGACCUGAGGACGUCCAGAACGCCCGAGGCUUCUGUGGCGGCUGCCCUGUCACGUGAUGUGGUGUUUGGACGGACUGCUCCGGCCACCUAUGGCUUAAACUCCCUUGUCAACAACAUGAAGCUUGCGGGGUUGCCAGCACCAGCAGCAUCCGCAGACACAGAGAAGAAGGAGGCCGCAUCAGAUGCGGCAGGCGAGGUCAAGGCAGAAGUGAAGGAGGAACCUCAAGGCACUGACAAAGCUGCAGGCGCCUCCGCCGACGCCAUUGCCAAGCAGGAGGGGGAUGCGAAUGCGCAUGGCCACGAGAGCGACGAUGACUCCGACUCAGAAGAUGAAGAGCCCGAGGAGGAUGUGGUGCAGGGGGAGCCCUGGGUGACAGCGCUGGAGACGUGCGAGUAUGGGGAGCUGAGCAUGGAGAUGCGCAUGGCGGCAAUAGUGGCGCUGAUGCACCUGGCGCUGGAUGGCCCUUCUGUGCGCACCUGCCUCGAUGGCCGCCUGGAGGAGGCGCAGCGCGCUGAGAAGAGGCAGAGGCAGAUUGAGGCGGCGGAGCGUGCGAAGCGCGCGGCGGCCGAGGCGCAGCGCAACCUGGAGCUUUUCAGGCAGCAAAAUGGCAUGGGGCCCGGGCCCUCCUCUACCCCAGACGCCGAACCCAACCCCAGCGGUGCUGCCAGCGCCACCAAUGCACAGGGAGGGGCUGGCGGCCAGAGUGCCGCACGAGUGGAGAGCAGCGUGGAGCCCACUGGCCCCAGCAUCAUGGAGGAUGAAGUCUCUGCGGCCAACGCAGCCAAGCAGCGGCAGCAGCAGCGCGCAGAGACCAUCAGGAGAGCCGAGGAGUCGAAUGCAGUUCGGACAGAGCCGCUGGGGCAGGACAGGCGGUAUAACAGGUACUGGCGCCUAGCGGCCGGCAGCGAAGCCGGAUCAGGCCGCAUCUUUGUGGAGUUACAGGACACGCAGACCUACAGGAUACUGGGGCAGCCUGACACAUUGGAGACGCUGAUGGGGGCGCUGGAGAAGAGGGGCGCGCGCGAAGGCGCCCUCUACAACUCCCUGCUCCGCCACAAGGACUCCAUCCUCCAGGGCAUGCCUGCAGAGCCCCUCAAGAUGCCGGCGCUGUCUGAGGCUGAGGGCGCGCAAGUGGAGUCAGAACAUCGUGCGUGGGUGUACAGCCUGCCAACGCAGGCGCACGUGCGCGCCUCCGACCCGGCGAUUGCGGCUUCUCUGGCGGCCGAGGAGGCGGCCGCGCUCGCGGAGCAGUCUCAGCCGCGCCUGGCCAAGCUCAAGUGCGAUCUGCUCCGCGUGCAGGCCGCGCUGCCGCCGCCCGCCAUGGCCGAAUCCUGGGACGCUGAUGCCUGGCGCCAGCGUGUGCGAACAGCUUCAACUGUGGUGGAGCUGCGGACGGCGCUUGGGCAGCUGGAGGCGAGCCUGCAUGACGAGUAUGUGUCGACGCAGUUCAAGCGCAAGCCUGCUCCCGUCAAGGGCGCCUGCCUCAGCACAGGCAAGGCGGCAGGGCACAAGCAGCAGGCGGCAGAGGGCGCCGAAGGCACGGAGGCCCAGCCGGCUGCAGCGGAUGUGCAGCUGCUGGAAUGGCUGCCGCCCACAGUCGCAGCUGUCAGCCUGCGACUGGGCGCCCUGGAUGCCGCGCUCAUCUACAGCCCCGGCAUGCCUCCCGCCAGGGACAAUCUUCAGGCAUACAAGUACAUCCAGCGGCCUGCGCUGCCGGUGGAGCUGACAGAGGGCGGCAUGGAGGCCCAGGCCAAGGGCAGCCGCGUGGUCUCAGGGCAGCCCAUCGGCAUUGGAGGCCGCUCGCGCCCCUCCCACUUCCCUCCCUUCCCCCAGGCUGUGCUGCAGGGCCCGCCGCAGCCAUUCCAGCUGCCGAUCGAGGAGCUGCGCGCGGCGGUGGCGGCCGGCGAGAAGGAGGGAGCGGCGGAGGCCCAGGGAUCCGAGCCCGCCUCUGCCAGCCCCAGCCUCGCCCGCUCCACUCCCCCCGUCAGCAGGGCCAAGGGCAGAACGAGCGCGAAGGCGGCGCCACGUGGCAAGAGCAACCUGCGGCGGCAGCUGGACGCGAUGGAGACGGACGACGACGCUGACGAGGACGAGGGUGACAGCGCCGAUGACAUGGACAUCGAUGCGCGCUACCCCGUCAGCUCCCGAGCCACGCCCGCCUUCUCUGAAGAGGGUCAGGAUGACGAGGAGCAAGAGAGCGAUGAUGACCAGCCUGGUGGUGAAGAGGACCUUGAGAUCAGUGACUAGCGAAUAAAAGUGUUUCUCUUCAGGCUCUAUUCUCUUGAGGCAGCUUUCCUCCCUUUCUGCCUAUGCCGUUAUUACUCGAUCUUACUCGUCUUGUUUGUGUUGCCACCUGUUGCAAAUUAUAUGAGCCGUCCAGGAAGCUGUAACGGGAUGGUGAGCUA
Coccomyxa subellipsoidea C-169 is the source of this 4379-nucleotide messenger RNA. RefSeq lists its product as hypothetical. The record is from RefSeq and is a predicted model, not a curated record. The transcript has 27 exons. NCBI's taxonomy places the organism in Eukaryota, Viridiplantae, Chlorophyta, Trebouxiophyceae, Coccomyxaceae. Gene Ontology annotation, biological process: regulation of transcription by RNA polymerase II. Gene Ontology annotation, molecular function: DNA binding. The coding region runs from base 1 to 4221 and encodes 1406 amino acids.